Erythranthe guttata (spotted monkey flower) is the source of this 1384-nucleotide messenger RNA. Lineage: Eukaryota; Viridiplantae; Streptophyta; Magnoliopsida; Lamiales; Phrymaceae. The record is from RefSeq and is a predicted model, not a curated record.
UCGUUCAGUUUUUGAGGAUGACGACGAUGUCAAUGAAAUGUGGUAUCAAUGUUGACUUUCGAAGAACAACAAAGUUUGACUCUGUAACACAUUUUGCCUAUGGAUUUCUCAAGUUGUCUUCUUGCCGGCCGGAAAUAAGCCGGACCUGCAUUUUUCCGACAAAGACCCCAGAAGCUUUCCUCCAUGGGGUAGGAGCUGGUCGUUCGGCGGAGCUGGAUUUGAGUACAAAAGAGUCGAAAAGCACUUAUAACCUGUCCGAUAUGUUUGACGUGGUUGCGGAAGACCUCCUAACACUGAACAAGAAUCUACUAUCCAUUGUCGGGUCGGAAAAUCCGGUUCUAAUGUCAGCAGCAGAGCAAAUAUUUGGAGCUGGUGGGAAAAGAAUGAGACCUGCUCUAGUUUUUCUAGUGUCGAGAGCCACCGCCGAGAUUUCUGGUUUGAAGGAACUGACUCAAGAACAUAGAAGAUUGGCUGAGAUCAUCGAAAUGAUCCACACCGCAAGUUUGAUACACGACGAUGUAUUAGAUGAAAGCGACACGAGGAGAGGAAAGAAAACCGUCCACCAAUUAUACGGCACGAGAGUCGCGGUUCUGGCCGGGGAUUUCAUGUUUGCACAGUCAUCAUGGUACAUGGCGAAUCUCGAAAAUAUCCAAGUCAUAAAGCUCAUUAGUCAGGUGAUUAAAGAUUUCGCUAGCGGUGAAAUAAGGCAAGCCUCGUCCCUGUUCGACUGCGACGUAAACCUGGACGAGUACUUAACAAAGAGCUACUACAAAACAGCCUCAUUAAUCGCCGCCAGCACAAAAGGAGCCGCCAUAUUCAGCGGGGUCCACAGUGACAUCAUUGAGCAAAUGAAUCAGUACGGUUACAAUUUGGGGCUGUCGUUUCAAAUAGUGGACGAUAUAUUGGAUUUUACGCAAACGCCCCUGCAGCUGGGGAAGCCCACCGGUAGUGACUUGGCUAAAGGGAACUUGACGGCACCGGUGAUAUUUGCACUGGAGGGAGAACCGGAAUUGAGGGGUAUUAUUGAGUCGGAGUUUUGCGAGAGCGGUUCACUCGAGAAGGCGGUUGGUAUUGUCGAGAAAUGCGGAGGGAUUGAAAGGGCGAGGGAGCUUGCGAGGGAGAAAGCGGAUCGAGCGUUCGAGAAUUUGCGGUGCUUGCCGAUUAGUUCGUUUAGAUCGGUGCUUGAGCAAAUGGUGAGCUAUAACUUGGAAAGAAUUGAGUGAGCAAGUGUUUUAGUUACUGUUAUGAAUUUACACUUUCUGAUUAUUGUGGUUAUUUAUUGGAUCAAAUGGCCAAAAGAGGGAAUAAUGGGGGUCAAUUGUAACAAGUAAUAAUAACACUGUAGUUGAUUGUGAUUCUUGCUAUUAAAAAAACUAUAUUUGUC